Molecule: messenger RNA, 2091 nt
Organism: Armigeres subalbatus
Lineage: Eukaryota; Metazoa; Arthropoda; Insecta; Diptera; Culicidae
Product: NECAP-like protein CG9132
Exons: 4
Coding region: 474-1208 (244 amino acids)
Biological process (GO): endocytosis
Cellular component (GO): clathrin vesicle coat; membrane
Source: RefSeq, a predicted model, not a curated record
UGAUGUUUUGUGUGAAUGUCAACUUCUUCGUCGAGAAAACAUCAUUCGCAAAAGAAAAAAGAUUUCGUCGUCCGUGCGUGAGUGCAGCAAGAGGAAAGUUUUUUUUUCUGCAUCAAGCAAAACCGAAAAUCAUUGUGGACGAAUUUGGUUUUGAUCUCGAACUCAUACAUUUUCUCACACUCAAAACGGAUUCUUCUUCGCAAAACUAAUCGUGGCACUGCAGAAGACACAUUCCUCUGCACCGUGAUCCACUGGUGGUAUAAAUUUGACUGCUGAACUCGGUUGUAAAGGGGGCGUAUCGUGAAGCCCCAAGUGUUUGUGUCACCGAAAAGUAUUUCCUGCUUUCUCUGGCAAAUUUCGCGUGUGUUUCUUGCCUUUACUGAUUCAACUAACUGAUAACGCCGAAUUGAAGAGUCAAACGGGAGAGGAAGCAUAACAAUCAUUGUUGUCGGAUUGAUAAGCAAGGAACCACAAUGGAGUACGAGAGCGUCGUGCUGAUAAAGCAGGAGGUGUUCGUUUACAAAAUCCCACCGAGACAGAGUAACCGUGGCUACCGUGCGGCGGAUUGGAACCUGGCCGAACCGACCUGGACCGGACGGUUGCGGAUGGUAUCCAAAGGGAAGACGCUGGCCGUCAAACUAGAGGACAAGCUCACGGGAGCCCUGUUUGCCAACUGCCCCAUCGAAACCUAUCCGGGAGUGGCCAUUGAGGCCGUUUCCGAUAGUUCCCGGUACUUCGUUCUGAGGAUACAGGAUGAUAAUGGAAGGACGGCAUUCAUCGGACUAGGAUUCGGCGAUAGAUCCGAUUCGUUCGAUAUGAACGUUGCUCUGCAGGACCACUUCAAGUGGGUCAAAAAUGAGGAGCAGAUAGCCAAGGAAAAGGAAGAACCACAGCAGCAGUUAGAUCUAGGCUUCAAGGAGGGUGAAACAAUUAAGAUAAACAUGAAAAUCACGAAAAAAGAUGGAUCUGAAGGUGGAUCCCGAACUGGUGCUAAGAAGACCGGUGGGCUAGGUUUGCUGCCACCUCCACCCGGAGGAAAUAAAAUUGCCCCACCUCCUUCGGCUUCAUCGCCAUCGCACCAGCCUAGCGGCGUUGCUGCUGGAACCACAGGCCAAUCGGAUUGGGGUGAAUUCACUUCAGCUGGCGCAAAACCACAAACGACGGCAACGACACCAAGCAAAACGAACGCCAACUGGGUGCAAUUUUAAAGUUUACGCAAAUAAAGUGAAUCAACAAAUCCUUAGCAAAUAUAAACUAGGAAGGUAACCAGAACACUUACAAAACAUUUAAAACAACAAACAAACCCAGACCCAACUACUACUUCUAUAAUAGUACUACUGCAUCCUAUUGUUGUUGUUGAUGUUGUUGAACCUAACUCACAGACACACACCCACAAACAUGUCCCUAAACGGUUUGCUUUGAUUAUCUUUGUCCUAAAUCCGCCUGUUGACUACAAACGAUCUAAGCAAGGAAUCUUGUGCGAGCUCAAACGCAACGAUCUACGCAAAGAGAACCAAACUUCACCAUCCAUGAAUGUUAUUCAAUGCUUUGUCAUGUAGGAAAAAACAAGAGAGCCUUGCGUUUUGUUGCGGCAUUUUUGAUCGGCUGAAGUCCAUAUUUCAUAUCACCAAAUCAUCUUGCAUAAAAUCAGUUAAAAGAAACAACACAUACUACUACUACUGAAGGAAAAACCGAGAACUCUGUUCGAGCAUGCUAUUUAAAUAGAAUAUAUAUAAAUAUUGAAGAAAUAGUUGUAAGCGAUUUUUUGAGUGCGACAAAGGCGCGGUAUAUGGAAUCCUUUGGACACACUCAAUGUUAUAAAGAAUGUAAGACGAACCAACAAAAACUAACGACACUGUUAUGAAGUAUAUUGUAGUACGUAUGACGUAGAUCAUAUGACUUUCGGUUAAUCGUUUAUUAGAGUUUUUAUAUUUUGUCUCGGAAAAGUAAGAUAACUUAAAUAGCGACUAAAAGGUUUCCUUGUUCUAGCGAGCAGACUGGGUUAAUUAUUUGAACUAUUUUUCGAAAUAUCCCUUAGCAACAAAUUGUGUUUGAAGAACUUGAAUUGAUUAAAGGCAUCCAACCUAGAAA